AUGUCCUCGCUCAAUAACGAAAAUGUGCACCGCAUGUCCCGCUCGCGGGCGAAAUCCGCCCAGCCGCCGGCCCCGGAGCCGCCACAGGCCGAAGACGUGCUUGUGCAAUCCACAACGGCGCCAAAACCACAGCGCCGCCACCUAGGCGACGUUUCCCGCCAGUUUGGCAUUGCCACAGACUCGCAGCAUGCGCAGCGGCCCGCUGCCGUGCCGUCGUCUCGAAAACGGGCGCCCGAAACGGAAAAACCAGGCGAGACCGUCCCUCGGCCCCUUUCUCGAACAGACACGUUUGCCCGCCCGCAGGCGCCGUUGCUUGGCGACCCGCUUGGCGACUCGCUUGUGCGGUUGCCGCAGAAGCGCCAGGCCACAGAGUCCAGCACCAACUUGGUGGAAAAACUCCACGUCUCGGAAAACCACAAGAAAUCUCGCCGCGAGGACUACCAGUGGCAGGACCUCGACGAAGAGGACGCAGAUGAUCCGCUUAUGGUCAGCGAGUACGUGGGCGAGAUUUUCCCUUACUUGCACGAGCUCGAGCGCAAAACUUUGCCCGACGCCAACUACUUGUACAAGCAGACGCAGUUGAAGCCACGCAUGCGGUCGAUCUUGGUGGACUGGCUUGUGGAGAUGCACCAGCGGUUCCGUCUCUUGCCCGGAAACGUUGUUUUUGGCCAUCAACACCAUGGACCGGUUCAUGUCUGUCGAGGUUGUGCAGAUCGACAAGUUGCAGCUUUUGGCCACCGGGUCGCUUUUCAUCGCCGCCAAGUACGAGGAGGUGUUUUCGCCGCUGGUGAAAAACUACGCCUACUACACCGACGGCUCCUACACCGAGGACGAGAUUCUCCAGGCGGAAAAGUACAUCUUGACCAUCUUGGACUUUGA
Molecule: messenger RNA, 879 nt
Organism: Clavispora lusitaniae ATCC 42720
Lineage: Eukaryota; Fungi; Ascomycota; Pichiomycetes; Serinales; Metschnikowiaceae
Gene: CLB2
Product: B-type cyclin
Biological process (GO): mitotic cell cycle phase transition; regulation of cyclin-dependent protein serine/threonine kinase activity
Cellular component (GO): spindle pole body; cytoplasm; cyclin-dependent protein kinase holoenzyme complex
Molecular function (GO): cyclin-dependent protein serine/threonine kinase regulator activity
Source: RefSeq, a predicted model, not a curated record